AUGUUCUUCUUUCAUAUUUCUUUUCUUUUUCUUGUUCUUCUUUCACAUUUCUUCUUUUUCAUCGUCUUUUUUCACAUUUCUUUUGCUUCUUUUACAUUUCCUCUAUUCGUCUCCUUUCACAUUUUUUCCUUUUCUUUGUCUUCUUUCACAUUUCUUUUUCUUUUUCUUUCACAUUUUUACUUUUUCUUCUUAUUCUUUCACAUUUUUUUUUCUUCGUCUUCCUUCACAUUUCUUUUUCUUUUUCUUCUUCUUUCACAUUUUUUCUUUUUUUUCUUCUUUCAUAUUUCUUCUUUUUCUACGUCUUCUUUCACAUUUCUUUUUCAUUUUCUUCUUCUUUCACAUUUUUUCUUUUUUUUUCUUUCACAUUUCUUCUUUUUCUUCGUCUUUCACAUUUCUUUUUCUUCUUCUUUCAUAUUGCUUCUUUUUUAUCAUCUUUUUCGCACUACUUUUUCUUUUUCUUCUUUCACAUUUCUUCUUUUUCUUCUUCUUCUUUCAAAUUUCUUCUUUUUCUUCUUUCACAUUUCUUCUUUUUCUACGUCUUCUUUCGCAUUUCUUUUUCUUCCUCUUUCACAUUUCUACUUUUUCUUCUUAUUCUUUCACAUUUCUUUUUUUUUCUUCGUCUUCUUUCAUAUUUCUUCUUUUUCAUCAUCUUUUUUCACAUUUCUUUUUCUUCUUUUACAUUUUUUCUUUUUCUUCGUCUUCUUUCACAUUUAUUUUUCUUCUUCUUUCACAUUUCUUUUUUUUCUUUUUCUUCUUUCACAUUUGUUGUUUUUCUUCGUUUUCUCUCACAUUUCUUCUUUUUCUUCCUCUUCUUUCAUAUUCCUUUUUCUUCUAUCACAUUUCUUCUUUUUCUUCUUCUUCUUUUCACAUUUCUUCUUUUUCUUCUUUCACAUUUCUUCUUUUUCUUCUUCUUUCACAUUUCUUCUUUUCUUUUCCUUCUUCUUCUUUCACAUUUCUUCUUUUUCUUCGUCUUCUUUCACAAUUCUUUUAUUUUCAUUUUCUUCUUUCACAUUUCUUCUUUUUCUUUCACAUUUCAUUUUCUCUUUCAUCUUCUUUCACGUUUUCUUGUUCGUUUUCUUCUUUCACAUUUCUUAUUUUUCGUUUUCUUCUUCUUUUACUUUUCUUUUUUCUUCUUCUUUUCGCUUUCGCACAUCUGUUUCAGUUCUUUCUUUUCUUUUUCCAUAUUUUUUCAUUCUUCCUCCACAUUUCUUCUACUCUUUACUUUUUCUUCUUGUGAGUGUCAAAUAUUUUAAACCUUCUUUCCUUAUUUUGUGCCUGUGUCUUUUCACAUUUCUCCGUUUUCCUCUUCUUGCACCUUCCUUUUCUUUAUUCUUUCUUCUUCUAUUUCUUCUUCUUCUUCUUCUUCUUCUUCUUCAUCUUCUUCUAUUUCUUCUUCUUCUUCUUCUAUUUUUUCUUCUUAUUCUUUCUUCUUCUUCUUCUGUUUCUUCUUUCUUCUUCCUUUAUUUCUUUUUCUUCUUUCCUUUUCUUCUAUUUUUCUUCUUCUUCGUCUUCUUCUUCUUCUUCUAUUUCUUCUUUCUUCUUCUUCUUCUUCUAUUUUCUUCUUCUUCUAAUUCUUCUUCUUCUUCUAUUUCUUCUUUCAUCUUCCGCUAUUUCUUUUCUUCUAUUUUUUCUUCUUCUUCGUCUUCUUCUUCUUCUUUUCUUCUUCUUCUAUUUUUCUUCUUCUUUUUUCUUCUUCUUUUUCUAUUUCUUCUUUCUUCUUCUUUCUUCUUCCUCUAUUUCUUUUCUUCUAUUUUUUCUUCUUCUUCUUCUUUUCUUCUUCUUCUAUUUUUCUUCUCCUUCUUUUUCUUUUUCUUCUUCUUCUUCUUCUAUUUUUUCUUUCUUCUAUUUUCUUCUUCUUUUUCUUCUUCUUCUAUUUCUUCUUCUAUUUCUUCUUGUUCUUCCUCUAUUUCUUUUUCUUCUUUCCUUUUCUUCUAUUUUUUCUUCUUCUUCGUCUUCUUCUUCUACUUCUAUUUCUUCUUUCUUCUUCUUCUAUUUUCUUCUCUUUUUCUUCUUCUAUUUGUUUUUCUUCUUCUUCUUCGAUUUCUUCUUUCUUUUUCUUUAUUCUUCUAUUUCUUUUUUCUUCCCUUUUCUUCUAUUUUUUCUUCUUCUACGUCUUCUUCUUCUUCUUCUUCUAUUUCUUCUUUUUCUUCUAUUUCUUCUUCUAUUUCUUCUUUCUUCUUCUUUCUUCUUCCUCUAUUUCUUUUCUUCUAUUUUUUCUUCUUUGUCUUCUUAUUUCUUCUUUUUAUUCUUCUAUUUUUCUUCUUCUUUUCUUCUUUUUCUUCUUCUUCUUCUUUCUUCUUCUUUCUACUUCUUCUUCCUCUAUUUCUUUUUUUUCUAUUUUCCUUUUCUUCUAUUUUUUCUUCUUCUUCGUCUUCUUCUUCUACUUCUAUUUCUUCUUUCUUCUUCUUCUUCUUCUUCUAUUUUCUCUUCUUUUUCUUCUUCUUCUUUCUUCUUCUUCUUCUAUUUCUUCUUUCUUCUUCUUCUUCCUUUAUUUCUUUUUCUUCUUUCCUUUUCUUAUAUUUUUUCUUCUUCUUCUUCUUCUUCUUCUAUUUCUUUUUUCUUCUUCUUCUUGUUCUUCUAUUUUUCCUCUUCUUUUUCUUCUUUUUCUAUUUCUUUUUCUUCUUCUUCUUCGAUUUCUUCUUUCUUCUUCUUCUAUUUCUUCCCUUUUCUUCUAUUUUUCUUCUUCUUCGACUUCUUCUAUUUCUUCUUUCUUCUUCUUCUUCUAUUUCUUUUUUCUUCUUCUUCUUGUUCUUCUAUUUUCCUCUUCUUUUUCUUCUUUUUCUAUUUCUUUUUCUUCUUCUUCUUCGAUUUCUUCUUUCUUCUUCUUCUAUUUCUUUUUUAUUUCCUUUUCUUCUAUUUUUUUUUCUUCUUCGACUUCUUCUAUUCCUUCUUUCUUAUUCUAUUUUUCUUCUUCUUUUUCUUCUUCUAUUUCUUCUUUUUCUUCUUCUUCUAUUUCUUCUUCUUUCUUCUCCUUUUCUUCUUCUAUUUCUUCUUCUUCUUCUGCUUCUUCCUGUAGUUCUUCUUCUUUUUCUUCCUCUUUCUUCUUCAUCUUCUUCUUCGUCUUCUUCUUCGUCUUCUUCAUCUUCUUGUUCUUCGUCUUCUUCUUCUUCUUCUUCUUCUUCUUCUUCAGAGUAG
This is a messenger RNA of Acanthosepion pharaonis, 3135 nucleotides long. NCBI's taxonomy places the organism in Eukaryota, Metazoa, Mollusca, Cephalopoda, Sepiida, Sepiidae. The record is from the annotation of a GenBank genome assembly.